Messenger RNA from Leucoraja erinaceus (little skate), 7049 nucleotides. RefSeq names its product period circadian protein-like. NCBI's taxonomy places the organism in Eukaryota, Metazoa, Chordata, Chondrichthyes, Rajiformes, Rajidae. The record is from RefSeq and is a predicted model, not a curated record. The coding region runs from base 622 to 1308 and encodes 228 amino acids. The transcript has 5 exons.
GGGGGGGGGAGAGUGCAGUGGAGAGAUAAGUUUUUUUGGCCUUCCAUCACAGUUAUGUGAUGGAUGUUUAUGUUAAAUGUAAUUAUGUUGUGUCUGGGGUCUAUUUGUGUGUAAUGUAUGGCUGCAGAAACGGCAUUUCGUUUGGACCUCCAGGGGUCCAAAUGACAAUUAAAUUGUCUCUUGACUCUUGAAGGAACACCCAUGGAAUCGAUGGGUUGAAUGGUGUUCCUGUGACAUUAGAAUUCUAUAAUUGUUCAUUUUUUGAAAGAUAUUUCUGUCAGCCUAAUUAAGAAAACAAUAUAGGUGCACAUAGAUAAACUGAAACAAUACAUAAACAUUCGGGGGAAUUGGAAAUGCUGAAAACAAUCCAUUAGGCGUUUGAAAAGCGACUUACUUGGCCCUUUAAUAAAGCCUCUCAUUCUGUUGCUGUGGCAACGUUGCUGCUUCGUUCCCCUCCUCACUGAUAGGGUGCCGGAUGGACGUCUGGGUAUUGUAGUUCCACUGCUUGGGUGCUGUGUGCGUGCGGACGGGAGUACGUGGCCGUCAGAACUACAUCUCCCAAAGGGCCCCGCGCUGCGUCGGCCAUGCCUUUACCUUUGACGCUGCUGCUUCUCCCAGGACAUGUCUUAUUCUGUCGUGAAUAGAGCCAAGCCGGUCACAAGGGCGGCUCGGCCUGGCGCAGCUAUGGAGAAUGGGCAGGAUAGGGAUGGAGUGGCAAAUGGAGGUGGGAUGGGUAAGGCUCCAGCGAGAGGUAGAGGUGGAGAUUCUAGCACAGGUACACGUACAGGACUGGGGAGAGGUUCUAGUUCAGGUCGAGGGAGCGGUUCAAGUUCAGAUUCAGGACUAGGUAAAGGUCCAAGUACACGUUUAGGGCUAGGUAAAGGGUCAAGUACAGGACAAGGUAAAGGUUUAAGUACAGGACUGGGGAGAGAUUCCAGCACAGGUAUAGGUUUUGGGAAAGGUUCAAGUCAAACAAAGGUUUCAAGUACAAGCCUAGGUACAGGUGGGGGUAAGGCCAGUGUUGCAGUUGUGCGGAAAUGCACAGCCACUCAUCAAAAUGUAACCCCACACAAAUCGGGUCAAAAAACAACUCACUGUUAUGGUGCAUAUUCUGUAACAGUACCAGAUCAGAAGAAGAGAAAUGAGUUGCUGAACAAAGCAGCGACAGAGUUGGCUGCCUUGGAGAAGCUGAAACGUCGAAAUAUAAGUAGAGUUUCCACUAUUCCGAGAACUGUUGGGGGUACGUUGUCUGAGGAAGAAGUGAGACGAAAACAGCAGCUGGCCUUCAAUGCAGGCUCAAUGGAGUAGGCAGCAAAAUCUGGAAAACCAGCCAUGAACUGAACCAGUGAAUAUGCAUUGCUACAGCUGGAAGAUAACCUGCUGCAUGGGAGUAAAGUCUCCAAAAUGGUCAAAAAUAAAGCCUCAACCAUUGUCGUUUCUCAGGGAAUUAUAUAUUUUUUUAACCGCGAUCCAACGUCUUUGUUUGCCCUUCUCUCUCUCUCAGAGUUUCGGAAGAAGGAAAAUGGAGACACAAGGAACUGAAGAUGCUGGAAUCCUGAGCAAAUCACAAAGUGCUGGAAGAACUCAACAGGUCAGACGCACCCGUGGAGGGAAUGGACAAAUGAUUUUUCGAGUCGGGACCCAUUCUUAAGACCUAUCAGCCCCGACCCGAAAUGUUGUCUCUUGAUUCCCUCCACAGAUGCUGCUAAGUUCCUCCAUCGCAUUGUACUUUGCUUGGGAUAAAGAAAAUAUAGUAUUUGUUUCAAACAUUGGGAAGCAAAAUAUGUCUUGUUGUACUCAACAGUCUAUAGACUUCUGUUUAAUGAUGCUUGAAGAACAUUGUAUUGAUCUGAAAUGCUGAUGAUCUCACGUUUAAGAAACAAUUAGAGAAAUACAUGGAUAGGACCGGUUUAGAGGGAUAUAUGGGCCAAAUGCAGGCAUGUGGGACAAGUGUAGAUGGGGCUUGUUGGUUGGAAAGUUGGGCCAAAGGGCCUUUUUGCACACUGCAUGACUAUGACUAUGACUAACUAGGUUCCUUUGCAAGAAUUUUUCAUGUUCUUUUGAUGUUUGUGGUUCACUAAUAGCUACCUCGAGUGGUUUAUCUAGACAAGUAGACUAAACAUCAUAUAAGUAUUAUGCACAGACCAUGUUAAAUCAUUUUAGCAAUGCAACUUCAAAAUUUUACACUGACUCACAACAGCCCUCGACUAAAAUCAUAUGUAACCAGUGAACAUUUUCUAAUUAACCAGCAAAUUCUCUGGGUAAUGAUUUAUUUAUUUUUUGUCCUUUGUUCAAUGCUGCUGAUAUAUGGUGUGGUAUUGGUUUAUUAUAGUCACGUGUAGCGAGAUCCGGCGAGCUUUUGCUUGCAAGCUCAUUCCCUCUUCUCCCCUCUCCAAUCAGGCAAGAGGUACAGAAGUUUGAAAUUGCAUUCCUCCAGAUUCAGGGACAGUUUCUUCCUAGCUGUUAUCAAGCAACUGAAUGGUCCUCUCACAAGCUAGAGUGAAGUCUUGACCUCCCACCUACCUUAUUGGAGACCUUUGAACUAUCUUUAAUGGGACAUUAUUGGACUUCAACGUCAUAUCUUGCACUAGCUAUUGUGCCCUUUAUUCUUUAUCUGUGCACUAUGGAUGGCUUGAUUAUAUUCAUGUACUAGACUAAGUGGGACCCGGGUCCCAGCAUCACAUGGGAGGGCUGGUCACCAACGCAAUAUUUCACCUCUCCACCAAUUCCAAUAUUGCUCGUCAGUGGGGGGGCUUUCUGUUGCGCUAGUAUGGGUGUUGUGGGCCGAAGGUACUGGUUUCCAGAGGGCUAGUAUGGACAUUGUGGGCCGAAUGGAUUCUUGGGCUGGCAGCCAACUGUUGCAACAAUUUUGAAAGCCAAGGCAAACAAUUUGGCUGCAGCCACACGACAACCAAAAAUCAUUUUGUGAACACAAACUUUUUUUUAAAUGCGAGGCAAACAAUUUGGCAGCAGCUACCUGAUAACCAAAAUUCAUUUUGUGAACACAAACUUUUUAAAAAAAGGCGAGGCAAACAAUUGGGCAGCAGCCACCUGACAACCAAAAUUCAUUUUGUGAACACAAACUUUAAAUAAAGGCAAACAACUUGGCAGCAGCCACAUCGAGGGGACUCACCGUGGAGUAGACGUGCGUUCAAUGUUAUUCAUAGCUCAGAGCUGUGACCUUCUUGUUUCCUGGGUCUGGCAGAGACUGAGUGAGGCACGACACUUCCGGGUUUUAUAGUCCCCCCCCCCCACCGCCAGCGGGGGCAGCAGAGAGAAUGGGGAAUUAUUUUUUAAACAUUAAUAUCUUUCUGAUUUUUCAUCGAUGGGAAAAAUCCUCUGGUCCCGGAAGGCGGAGGGGGGCUCUGAGCGAGGUGGCCAAAAAUGACGGCCGUAGGUGGCGGCGUUCUCUCGGAAAUCGCAGCACAGUGGGCCAAAAGCUGUCAAGAUCAGACUUUUAGUAAUAUAGAUAGUCUUUUUCACUGGAUAGCAUGCAAACAAAAGGUUUUCACUGUACCUCGGUACAUUUGGCAAUAAUAAACUGAACUAUCCGAUCAAAUCGGGUAAUACUGUACAUUAAUUUAGGGCAACACAGUGGUGCAGCUGGUGGCGUUGCUGCCUCUCAGCGUCAAAGACUCUGGUUCAAUCCUGAUCUCGGGUGCUGUCUAUAUGGGGUUUGUACAUUCUCCCUGCGACCUUUCCUGGGUUUCCUCCCAAAUCCCAAAGACGUGCGGGUUUGUAGGUUAAUUGGCCUCUGUAAAUUGCUUCAAGUAUGUAGGGAGUGGAUGCGAAAGUGGGAUAAAACUAGAGUGAACGGGUGAUUGAUGGCCGACAUGGACUUGGUGGCCUGCAGACCUGUUUCUAUGCUGUAUCGCUAAACUAAAAUACAUCUUUGCACAUGUCACUCCUUGUAGAUGCAAGGAACUGCAGAUGCUGGAAUCUUGAGCAAAACAAAAAGUACUGGAGGAACUCAGUAGGUCAGGCAGCAUCUGUGGAUGAAUGGACAGGCGAUGUUUUGGGUUGGGACCCUUCUUCAGACAACUCAUUGUAUUUGUCUACUGACACUUGGUACUUUCUAACUUCAGUGGAACUCUAAUGUCGAAAGAUAAAAAUAAUUUGCUGUGUUACUUCCCCACAUACUUUAGGGGGUCACACGCAAAGAUAAAUGUCUCUUCCCUAUGUUUUUGUAUGACACGUGAAGCAAUGCACUCGGUCAAAUGUACUCUUUAGAAAUCCUGAUCGUAAGUGCCUAGAAUGUGAUUAUAACAAAGUUAUUUGUCAGUAACAACAUUGAGUGCAAUGACUGUUUAAUAUUAUGCUCGAUUACCCUUCAAUGCUAUCAUUGGAUUUAUUUAGAUUGCUUUUGCAGUGAUAUUUCAAGUGAUAUUUACGGUUACACUGUCCGUCAACCAUUCAUUUUUCACACACCUAUUGAAGAUAAAGAUCCUCAAUUUAGUUCAUGCUUCAAAUAUUCUAAGAAACCUUCAUAGCGUUGUGGUUAACCUUGAGCAGCUUUUGGGAGAAUUUACUAUAACAGCGCUGGAAGCAGACCAUGUUUCACAGCUUCACCAUUGUAAGUAAGACCAAUAUGGAAUAGAAUUCUCUAUCUUAAUUGCAUCUUCAUUUCAAAUCUAAUUGGUUUCCUAUUUGUAUUUUGAUUAAUCUUACGUAGAAUGUAGAAAAUGGCAGCACAAGAGAAGGCCCUUCAGUUCACAAGGUCUACACUAAACAUAAUGCCAACAUAAACUAAACUGACAUCAUCCGUAUCUUUGCAUUCCCCGCACACCUAGUUGUUCAUCUAAAAGCCUUCUAGACACCAUCACCCUCAGCAGAACAUUCUAGGCACUCACCACUGUGCACAAAAAAAAACUUGCCUCGCACAUCUCUUUUAAACUUUAAUGUAAUAAAGAAGUGCGGAUACUGGUCUGAAGAAAGGUCCUUACCCAAAAUGUCCAGCCUGUCCAGAAACGCUGUCUGACCUGCUGAGUUACUGCAGCAUUUUUGAUCUAUAUCAGAAUAAUAUAUAAUCCCAUGCAAAUAGCAUUUACCUAAAGAGAAUAUUUAGUCUAAUUUAAAAAUCCUUUUGCUGCAUUCCUACAGUUCCUGAGUUCCUGAUCUCAACAGCACUGUGCAUGGUGGGUGAAAGUUUAGUCGGGAAAAAAAGUGGAAAGCUCAAAGCUUCAAAGGAAGAGUUAGAUGAAUAUUUAAAAAGGACACACUCAGAUCCAGAAAAGAAAAGGGGAAUGGAUUGCCCUCCAGGUAUACCACCCUUAGGAGAGAUAGAGUAUAAGUUAGAUGUUUUGCCACUAAAGUGGAAGUAGCAAUAAGGCGUGCAAAGGCUUCUUUGGCCUCAGGGCCGAAUGACGUCCCUUACCAGGUGUAUAAAAGUGCACCUGAUGUGCUUAGAUUCUUGGAGUGGAGGCUCUUGCGUAUAGUUUGGGAGAAGCAGGUUAUACCAAGGGUUUGGCGUAAAGCAGGGGGAAUUUUCAUUCCCAAGGAGAUGAAUCUUCAGAGUUAAGUCAAUUUAGGUCUAUAUGUCUCCUCAACGUAGAAGACAAGAUUUUCUUUAGCACAGUGGCACAGAGGCUGGCAAGUUUUUUUUGAAAGGAAUAGGUUAAUAGAUACCACAGUGCAGAAAGCAGGAAUCCCAAGUUUUGCAGGAUGCUUAGAACACGUUAAUGUAAUAUGGCACCAGAUUCAGACAGCCAAGCUCGAGAGAAGAGAUUUGUAUGUAGUGUUUUUGGACCUGGCAAAUGUGUUUAGAUCUGUGCCACAUAGUCGUAUUUGGAGUGCUUUUGAUUUCUUUAGAAUUCCAGGAUCGAUAGUAAAUUCAGUGAAAGCAUAUUUCCAAGAUGUCCAAAUGUGUUUUAGUACAGCAGACUUUACGACAGCAUGGCAGAGACUAGAGAUGGGCAUUAUGGCAGGGUGUACUAUUUCCCCAUUCGUGUUUACAAUAGCGAUGGAGCAAGUGACUAGAGCAUCACAGUGGGUUGUGGGCAGGACGGACUGUGCCUCCCUCCAAUUAGGGCUUAUAUGGAUGAUAUGACCUUGGUGACCAUAACAGUAGCUGCACAAAAAGGUUGUUAGAGAAAUUAAAUGAUCAUCUUAAAUGGGCUAGAUUGAAGAGUAAGUCACAGAGUAUUUCUUUGGCAAAAGGAAAGGUAGUAGAGAAAGGGUUCUGUGUAGAAGAAGAAGAAAUCCUGUCUAUAAUGGAGAAACCAGGUUUGGGUAGGUUGUAUUACUGGAAGUUGGAUGACACUGAACAGGUUCAGCAACGGGUUAGAAAGGAUAGAGAACUCAGGGCUUCCAGGCAAGUUGAAGUUGUUGUGUUUGCAGUUUGGGCUAUUCCCUAGGUUGAUGUGGCCAUUGACAGUAUAUGAGGUGCCAGUUUUGUAGGUGCAAAAGCUUUAAGGUCAGAGGGGGAUGUCUGACAACAAUGUUCCUCCAGCACUUUGCAAUUUUAUUAGAUUCCAGCACUGAUCGCCUUAGUGGUCCAACUUAUCUCCAGCAGCUGUCUGCACCUCCUCAUUUCCCUCGCCUGGCUCCUUCUACUUCCUUUCUUUUCCUGUUUUCUCUUCAGUCAGAGUGCCUCCACCCAUUAUCUGCUUGCGUUUGCCUCCCAACAUCUCUCCCAUGUCCGCUAUCUGCUCAUCAUACUUCAUCCUGCCACCUACCAGGGCGGCCACAGUGACACAGCGGUAGAGUUGCUGCUGUACAACGCUUGCAGCGCCGGAGACCCGGGUUCGACCCCGACUACGGGUGCUGUCUGUACAGAGUUUGUACAUUCUCCCUGUGACUGCAUGGGGUUUCUCCAAGAUCUUCGGUUUCCACCCACACUCCAAAGAUGUAUAGGUAUGUUAGUAAAUUGGCUUGUUAAAUAUUUUUUUAAAAUUGUCCUUAGUAUGUGUAGGAUAGUGUGUAGGAUGGUCAGCGCAGAACUGGUGGGCCGAAGGGCCAGUUUCAGCGCUGUAUCUCUAAAGUAAACUAAACUCUCCCACCAAACACCAUCACAGUUGAACAAUCACUUCUCAUUUCUGUCUGCCCCCCCC